AUGCAAAUUGACAAUAAAGAGAGAGCGAUUCAAAAGAAAAUUCGAAGCGGGAGCAUCAAUGAAAAAAAUUAUCCAAAUUAUUACCAAAUAUUAGGAGUAGACCUCGAUGCUUCCGACAAAAAAAUUCGAGAAGUUUUUGUCAAGUUAUCCUUAGAAAGACUUGAAAAAGAAAAGAAAGGGGAAAUUUCGAUAGACGAAAGCACUUCCUUAGCACUUGAAAUGAUGGAGGCUUAUGGUGUUUUGUCCGACCCCGACGAAAGAGGGAGAUAUGAUUGA
This is a messenger RNA of Cetraspora pellucida, 276 nucleotides long. The record is from the annotation of a GenBank genome assembly. NCBI's taxonomy places the organism in Eukaryota, Fungi, Glomeromycota, Glomeromycetes, Diversisporales, Gigasporaceae.